UGUAAAUAAAAGCAGUUCUUUAAUUUGAAACAGUAUUCUAGGAGAGGUGAAAGGGUUUGCCAUAAAGAUUAAGAGUAGAUUUCAAAUGCUAACUUGAAAACCAAGGCAAACAUUUGAACACUGAGGUGGAUUUACCAAUCAUUUUAAUACAGACAUCAGAGGUUCAUCAGGGAUUUGUUGCCAUGAUAAUGUCAUUUACAUAAAAUGUAAAUAAAAAGUAAACAAGUACAACUAGCACUAAAGUCAGUGAUACUAAAGAGAUAUGAUCAUAGGAUUAUAUGCACUUUUAUAAGGUAAAAAAUGGCUUUAGCAGCAAUGCCAAGAGACCGGGAACCAGAGGUGGCGAGGUUUAUAGAUACAUACAAGUAUGACCAGGAUAUGAACGUAAAACGUGACAGAUUUGGUGGUGGAACUAGUUUGCCAUUGAACAGUGAUGGCUAUGAAGACAAACAAAAAGUUCUUCGUGAUGAACGCCACAAAGAUUGGCUUGUCCAGCAGGAUAAGCCCAGGGUUCUGCGAAAUGCCUAUUAUGAAGAGCCUACAGAUCGGGUAUAUUAUCGAGUUGGGACACCCGAACAGGGCUUCCCAGCUGGUUUCGGAGAGUAUGAAAAACAACGUCGGGAAAAUAAUUUAAUCAGGCAAAAAGACUAUAAUGAUAUGAUUAAAAAGCAAAGACAAACGGAACAACAGAAAAUGGAAGCCCGACGCCAUGCUCCCCCACCCCGACCUGCUCAGCCACCUGGACCGCAGAUGGACUAUAACUUAGCAGGUGAACAAGCCAGAGCAGAGGAGAGAAGGGCAUAUCAGGAUUAUAUGGGGAAUUACCAAAUUGGUAUAAAUGUUCCUCAAAGGCCAGUCAUGGAUUAUUGGGAGAACCAAAAAUUCCUAAAAGAGGAACGCAGAAGAGAAUAUAAUGAAUUGAUGGAGAAGAAAGCCAAAGAGGAAAGAUACUGGGCCAUGCGUGGUCGCCCAGUGACUCCACCUGGUGGUCUUAACAUAGGCAAUUACGACAGACAAGUUAAAGAACAAGCACAAGCUAAGAAACAGGAGUAUAAAAAGAUGUUAGAUGAGCAAAAAUUAGUGCAACUAAAAUUGAGAGCAAUGGAUCAUGUUGCUGAUGUAUCACCAAAAUAUGUCCGAUAUCGAGAUGAGGAGCGCCCCCUAGUGGGAUCUCAUAGUGAUUUUAAUCCAUACAUGCAGGAGAAGGAAAGCAAGGACAAAUUUCGGAGAGAUUUAAGGAGUAAGCCCAUACAAAAUCCCUCACCCUCCACUCAAAAUGUUGUAACUGAAACUUCCCCUCGAGAGGACCCUAACUUUAAAGCUUUCCUUGACGUAGAAAAAGAAAAAGUGAAGAAUAAAAGGAAAUAUGCUGAAGAGUUGUUAAAGCAACAAAAAGAGCAUAUGUUUUUGAGAGCCCGCCAAGAACCUGAGAUGGCGGUGUUAGAUAGACAUGGUCAGCCCUCACAGUAUCUUGCCGACAAACCUCCUGCAGGGCCGAGCUAUGGUAGAGGCAGAGAUGAGUCAAGUAGACAAACUCCAGCAUUUUGGAAUGAGGGAAAGCAGGCACAAGGUCCACGCUCCUUGAAUUCUGAUGCUUCCAGAUCAAAUCGAUCUAGUGCUUAUGUUCCCAUGGCCUUAAAGACUGAAUCUUACUCACGACCUAUACCUGAGCGACCUACAUAUGGACAGCCUCCAUAUCCUGGUGUAAAUCUUAAUCAAAACGAUGAAAGGUUUAAUCCAGAUGCACCUGCUAAGUUCCAGCCAAAGUCCCCAGAAAAGCCGGUAGACAGGGAGUUCCUUAAAGUACCAAUGAGAGAUGACGAAAGACCACAAGAACUUGGCACUCCACUGGCCUUUAAACUUGAACCACAGACCCAGUCUUUAAAAGAUCAAUCCAGCUAUGAACAGCAAGCACACCAUGAGUCUGGUCAGAUCCCCAGUAAGGCCACAGGUGAAUGGUACUUAUCAGAGGGUACUGGGAGACUAAGGUCCCCAGCUGAUCUUCCACCACGGUCACCAGAAAAACCAGCUAAUCCAGAAUGGCUUAAGAUACCAGUGAGGGAUGAUGAAAGACCACCAGGAGUUGGCACUCCGCUGGCUUUUAAGACAAAUUCCUACUCACGCCAGCCACCCCCUGCGCCUGAGAAGGAUUAUUCACGUCAGCCGCCUCCUGCACCUGAGCAAGGGUACUCGCAUCAGCCACCCCCUUCACCUAAGAAAGGUUACUCUCGUCAGCCACCCCCUGCACCUGAGCAAGGAUACUCUCGGCAGCCGCUACCUCCAAGUCGCGAUCAAGGCUACCGUGCACCACCUUUCUCGAGUGACGGUCAAAAGCCAUACAGAAAAUACGAAAAUGGUCCAGAAGGUUUAUUUGGGAGACCAGACCAGUCAAGGGAAAGACCAAGGUCCAGGAGGUCUUUAGAUGCAGAUAGAAAAUAUUCUCCGACCAAGAGGGAAAAUGUAGCAAUGCCUGUGAACCAGAUCUCACCAAGGAGGAUGAAAAAUGCCUUAUAUACGGACUCUGAAGAAGUUAGUACAAAACGUAGAGAAGCUAGUAAAGAAAGACAAAAAGAAUAUAAUGAUCUUCUUAGGAUGAAGGCUGAGAAGAAGAGACAUGAAGAUGAAAUGUUUAGGCAGCAACAGCAGCAGAGCAAGCCUGCUGAGGUGGUGAAAAAUCCAUUCUACAGUUCAGAUGAUUACGAAAAGUUCCAGAAAGAACUUCAGAGAAAGCAGGGAGAAGAGUACAGAGAGUUUUUAUCUCAGCAAUACCAGCCAAGUAAAGACGCACAGGGCCUUCCUCUUGGGCAGUAUAGGUAUGAACCAAAACGUCUUCAACUGGAAGCAGAAAGAAAUAAGGAAUACAAUCAAAUAUUGCAGAAGCAACUUACUAGUAGAAAGGAAAAAGACAUAGAUAAGAACCCGCAAGGCCUUAAUAUAGAUGUAGGCUAUCAUCACCAAAGACAGGCUUGGUUAGAAAGACAAAGAAAUAAAGAGUAUAAUGAACAUUUAAGAAAGGGAGAAGAGCAAAGAAGACAUUCAAGAGAUGGCAACUCUGCACCAAAAACUACAUACGGUUCAUCAUUUAAUCAACAACCUGCCAGUCCAAACAGAAUCCACCAGCAGACACCUCCAAGCCGUACAAAAUCAAGGGAGCACAGAUCUGAUCAGAUGACAGAUGUUCUAACAUUUAAAGGUCCAGAGGAAAGAGUUACCCAUGGGAGAGAUCCUCCUGGACACAAUGGGUAUUCAAGACACGAGCAGUGGAAAAAUCCUCUCCCUGACAGAGAUUAUAGAGAGCAGAAUGGAUAUUCUGCAAAUGUUAAUGAACCUAUAGGUUCAGGGGAACAAAGGUCUGAUCAGAUGAACGAUGGAGUUACCCAUGGGAGAGAUCCACGUGGGCAGAAUGGGUAUUCAAAACAAGAACAGUGGAAUAAACCUCCUCCUGUUACAGCUUAUGAAGAGCAUAAUGGGUAUUCAUCAAAUACUAGUGAACCUGGGGAUUACAAACCAAAGCUGCCUGAUUAUUUAACAGCCAAUCCAAAUACCUUCCACCAGCAAAUGACAGCCCCUUAUCCAAAAGCGUAUUCAGCACCUCUGGAGCCUGGUUCUUCACCAGCAACACCAAGCAAGCUUUCCUUACCCGUUGGCCAGUAUGAUGAGUUGCGUCCUUUUAUUGUUAAACAGAGAAAUAAGGAGUACAACAGUCUAAAAGAUAAGUUGGGACGUAAGCAAAUUAACCAGCCUAAGUCACCUGAAACUAGAGCAACUUCUCUACCAAUUGGCAAUGAUGACAGGAGAUCAACAUUUGAAAAGUGGAGAAAUCGGGAAUAUAGGCCGUUACAGAAGGGGCUUCCAUCUAUAAAGAAAAUUGGUGUUACUCCUGAAGCAACUGGCAUAAGUCUUCCUGUUGGACAAUACGACAAAGCAAGACCACUUCUUGAAAAACAAAGGAAUGUUGAAUAUAACAAACUUAUUGAUACUGGGAGAAUAGGAAAGAAAUCUUUACGUGAAAAAAUUUCAACUCCCCCAAACCUGCAAGGUUUGCCUAUAGGACAACAAAAUUAUGAGCGCAUGUAUAGAGCAAUGGAGCAUGAGAGAAAUAGGGAAUACAAUGAAUUCUUGCAGCAGAAAUAUGGUGGAAAUAAGACCUUACGGACUACCAGGAGUGAACCAAACAGAACAGAUCAUCCUAAAUCCUCAUUCUACUACGGAAACGAACUGGAGCAUGCAGAAAAAAAGAGAAUGUUAGACGAGGAAAGAAGAAAUGAAUACCAUCAGUAUAUGAAGGAGCACAAUCAUCCACGUUCAACGUCUAUAGAAAUCCCAUCUGAUGUGGAUUCAGGUUUGCCAAUAGGGCAACAGCAUCAUGAGGCUAUGAGAAAAUUUCUCAGCGAUCAAAGAAAUAAGGAAUAUAACCAACUAGUAGACAGGAAAAAAAAUGAGGUACGAAAUAGAAACUGGAAUUUUGAUCAGAAUGGUGUUCUUGAGUUGCAUGGUGAUGAUGCUGUACAAUCCAGGCAGCGUGAACUACGGGCAGAGAGAAAACAAGACUAUAAUGCCUAUAUUAGUCAGAUCAAGGCUCCCGCUAGGCGUACCUGGCCUGAACCCGAGGGCCUAGGAGCGCUAUUAGUAAGAAAAGGAGAAUAUGAUAAUAUACGACAAAUGCAUGAUGAAGAAAGGAAAAGAGAUUACAUUGAUCGAAUGCAGAAAAGACGAGAGAUGGGUCUUGACAUGACCCCACCUAGUGCACCAGCUGAACCGUUACGAGCCAGAUACGAAUAUUCCAAUCCUAUGGUCAACGUACUUGGAAGAUACGACGACUUUAGAAAGAAACUUGCAGAUGAUAGAAAAAGAGAUUUCCGGACGUUUAUGGACCAGGUGAAAGAAGACGACAGUCAUAGAAGACAUUAUGUUAGCACGGCACCAACUAUUGCAAGGGAGGAAACACCUAUCGUUUAUUCAAUGGGAACAUAUGAAACGGAAACUAAGAUUAAAAUCAGAGAAGAAAGAAAGAAAGAUCUUGAAGAAUUUGUUCAUGAAAAGCAGAAACAUUGGACUCCACGUACUACUGUCAAAGAGAACCUGAUGCCUCAUGUAGCGUCAGCAGAGACACCUCUUGUAAAUUACAUGGGAAGCUAUGACAAUGACAGGCUAAAAUAUAGGUUGGAGAGAAACAAAGAAUUACGCGAUUUUUCGCAGAAGAAAAAACAGGAGCUUCGAAAUCCAUAUGACAAUUACGUUUAUCCGACUGUCGCCGUGGCAGAAAAGCCGAUUGUCGACUUCUUGGGAACGGAAGUUGAAAAACGGAAACAACAUCUUCGUGCGGAACGUAGACAAGAUUACGAGCAGUACACAAAGCAGGUAGCCUCAAAUAACCAAAAGGUGACAAAUCCAGGUCGUCGGCAUGACUUCGUUGAUAGCACCAAUGGGCCUUACGAUGGUUUGUUCCAUGGUCUAGGGGAACAUGGAAACAGAAGUGAUGAUCUCAAUAGAGAGAGACAAAAGGAUUAUAAUGAUAGGCUUGAACAGAAAUAUGCUGGCAAGGACCGACCAUCAGGUAGACCAAAGUGGGUGCAAGAAUCUCUUCCUAAUGAUACUGACCGUGGGCGUUCACCAAUGAAAACGCAGCCACCAGUCGACCAGUACCAGCAAAUGUUGAAUGAGAAACGCAGAGAAGAAGCCAAUUUAAGGCGUUUUGAAGACCCUGAAUACCAAGAGCGGUUAUCUCGGGGAAGGGACCGAGGGGAAGCUGGACAGAGAUAUGGAUAUUAGAGAAGCAAGCACAAGACAAUACUGGUACUUAAAUCAGAUAAACCAGUGAAGGUUUUUCGACACAUCAACAAGACAUUACAAUGUAUAUUUAGUGAUAUAAACCAAUGGAGGUUUUUCGACACAUUAAUAAGACAUUACAAUGUAUAUUUAGUGAUAUAAACCAGUGGACGUUUUUCGACACAUCAGUUGAACACAACACUGUAUAAUUAGUGGAAUAAUUUGGGAAUGAUUAAUCUUGAAAUGUAGAGUCUGCUUUAAAUCAUUGAAAAGUGCUUGAAAUUAGUGCUAAUGAUGAUAAAUGUCCAAUAAUUUCAGAAAAUGUACUGGCAUAUGAAUAUUUGAAAGUGCUUUUAAUUAGCUGAACUGUAUGCAUGAUCUGUGUGCCAAAUGAUAAAGGAUGAAUAUGUUUUCAUUUCUUACAUAUUUCCAUGUUGUUUGUUCCAAGCAAUUAUUGUAUGCAGACUUAUAUUAGGAAAGCCUUUUUAUCUUUAAGCAAGAAUAGUUUACACUGGAAAAAUGUUUUUGAGUUUGUUAAAUUAUACUGCAUAGUUCUGUAUUCCGUCCAAUUUUUAUUGUUAGAUAUAUAUAUUAUUAGAUUUUAAAGCAGUUUUGUUUUUUUUCAAUAAAAGAAAAUUAAGCACUUGUGGUGCUUGCUGGAAACAUAUCUUGCACCUUGUAAGUUUCUGACACUUCUACUUCUGUAACAUUUCUCUCUCACCUGGUAUUGAUUCGACCGUGUUUGAAUAUCUAAACCCAUUGCAGCUAAUGAAAAUAAAUGGUUAUUCGUCUCAUUUCAGUGAAAAACAUUUUUUUAUGUCAUGAUGUUAGUAAAUACAUGGUGAUAUUUGAUUUUUUAGGCCAAUUGCGAAUGAGUUGCUGCGAUGGAGAUCUCCAUUUUGAAUUACCCGGAAUAAAAGAAUACAAAUGUUUUAUGAAGCCCAGUAAAUUUAUAUAUAUACUUGAUAUAUUUGAUAAUAUAUAACUGAAUUUUCUUAGUAUUGCUUUGUCACAUAUACAAUUUAUUUGUCGUUUUUUACACUGUAAUUUCUUUUGGUGUAUUCUAAAACUUUUAUCAUUAUGUGCCAUUAAUUAAUUGGGCCAGAGUUAAAAAAAAUGUAUGUUUACCAUUCUCACAACCAGAAGUAUACAAGGAUCUCAUGUAACCUCAGAACAUGAAUGCCAGUGAAUAAUGUUUACAGUGAUCCAGUAUGUUACACAAUGCCUGUGAUACAAAAUUAAUGUGAUUUUAAAUAUUAAACAUUUUCGUUAGUGUGUAUUUUAUGUUUUAAAAAGGUUAUUUUAUAAUUUAUUUUUGUUUCUUCUUAUUUUUAGAAAUUUUCAUUUCUGUUUCUAUCCUGAACAUAUUUAAUUAAAGUGCAAGAUUAUAUACAUUUAUUUAAUCUAUAUAAAUCUUGUAUUUUUUCUGUUUAAAAACAACUCACUGAAUACUUUUGAGACAAAGUAUGUAUAUUUAUUACUUUCAUUAGAGAGAUACAGAUUCAUUUUGAACCUUAAUAUUGUACAAAGGUCACAGACAAGUGUGGAAUUGCCAUUGAUUAUCAACAGCAUUUUUAUAAUUGUGAUAUGUAGAUAGUAUGUUUAUUUUCAUUUCUAAUGUUUGGUAUUGUUUUGGACAUAACAUGCAAAUUGAAUAUCAUUAAAUGGAAAAUAUAGAAA
Molecule: messenger RNA, 7449 nt
Organism: Mercenaria mercenaria
Lineage: Eukaryota; Metazoa; Mollusca; Bivalvia; Venerida; Veneridae
Product: trichohyalin-like
Exons: 35
Coding region: 301-5772 (1823 amino acids)
Source: RefSeq, a predicted model, not a curated record